AUGUCUGAGUUCAGUCCGAGGGAAAUCCUCGACCCGACAGUGUAUUUCAUGGGUGAAUUUACCUUGGAGGGCGAGCGAUUUUCUGGUCCCAUUUGCCGACGGCCCCUGCCGCCGACGACCUCCAAGGCUAAACCGUUCGAAUACACCGGCCAACCAGCAAACCUGGACUUGAUUGAACAGAUCGCAGAGCUCCUGGAAAAGAACAAGAUACCAUUUCAUGUGGUCAAUGACGUCAUCCCGCAGUCCCUGCAGAAGCAGGCGGUCCAGGUCUUGCGCAAGGCUAACUUCGACGAUAGCUGCCGCCGGAUUGAGAAUAUAUGUCUAGCUCGGUGGGUGCCCGCUCAUGUCUUCCACCUCCAGCCGGCAGCUCCGGGGGAAGAGCUCCAUGUGGAUCUGAACCUGUUCAGCCACGAGGACUGGUUCCCGAACGUGAAGCUUCCGGCCUGUGGUCCGCUGGCCGAAGAUGAUGAGACUUAUCUGGUCUCGACCGAUACGCGUCUCGCCUCGUGCGAGCAGGCCAACUACGAGGUCAAGUUGUUCCAGCCGGCGCGGAUGGUGGAGGCCAUAAUCCGCCUCGCCAACCGCGACUAUUACCCGUACGGGCCCCAGCAUCUGGACUACAUCCCAUUGUCCGACAGCUGCAAGUGGGUGGAGGAGCUCUCCAACAUUUUCUCCUCGUUGAUCCCGGAGAAAGAAGAGGACAGUACUGCUGCUGGUGCUGGGGAGCCCCGCAGCGAGCCCCCGCCUCCCUGGGCCCGUGCUCGCAUGAACGAAGCCUUUACCGAAGCGCCUGAGCUCACCCUGAGGGGUCUGGAUCCUCGAUGGCUUCGCCUCGAAGAUUUCCACCGGCCAUGGUUUUUCUACUUAAAGAUGCUCAGCCACCUGCAGGAUACCUCGGGAGACAAGACCUCAGAAAGGGGGGUGAAGGUUCAUCCCUUCCGAGUCGCCUUCCACGCGUGUACUGGCUUCGCUGAGUUGUCCUGGCUCCCUUGA
Aspergillus brunneoviolaceus CBS 621.78 is the source of this 993-nucleotide messenger RNA. RefSeq lists its product as uncharacterized. NCBI's taxonomy places the organism in Eukaryota, Fungi, Ascomycota, Eurotiomycetes, Eurotiales, Aspergillaceae. The record is from RefSeq and is a predicted model, not a curated record. Bases 1 to 993 code for a protein of 330 amino acids. The transcript is spliced from 2 exons.